AAAUCCCCUUUCAACAAACCACAAUCUUCUUCAUCUUCUUCUCCAAUACGGAUCAAUAUGGGUGCAGGUCGUGCAGUUUCAAUCUCAUUAGACGGAGUGCGAGACAAGAACCUAAUGCAAUUGAAGAAACUCAACUCCGUUCUCUUUCCCGUUCGUUACAACGAUAAGUAUUACGCAGAUGUUCUUGCAUCCGGCGAAUUCACCAAGCUAGCAUAUUACAGUGAUAUUUGUGUGGGCUCAAUUGCAUGCCGACUCGAGAAGAAAGAAGGUGGAAGUGUUCGUGUAUACAUAAUGACAUUAGGUGUUUUGGCACCUUAUCGUGGCCUAGGUAUCGGUACAACGCUGUUAAACCAUGUUCUCGAUCUAUGCAGCAAGCAGAGCAUUGGUGAGAUUUACUUGCAUGUGCAAACAAACAAUGAAGACGCCAUCAGCUUUUACAAGAAAUUCGGUUUUGAAAUCACCGAAACGAUCCAGAAUUAUUACACAAACAUUACCCCACCAGACUGCUAUGUUGUUACAAAAUACAUCGACCCGCCUCAACCCAAGAAGUAAACGGAUCUCCUCACAAGUAGAAUCAUGAAUUGAGAUUUUGCGAAUUGGAAACGGAUUCUUGUUAUAAGAUUUUUGAGGAUGUUGAUCGCUAUAUCCAGUUUUUUUUUUUUUUUUUUUUUUUUUUUUUUUUUUUUUUUUUUUUUUUUUUUUGAGGCGCAUUUGCUCUUGAUCUUUGUUUGUUGAGACUAGUAUAUUAUCUAUCAUCUGUAAGAAUGGUAUCUAUUCAAAGUUA
Messenger RNA from Helianthus annuus (common sunflower), 784 nucleotides. Its product is annotated as N-alpha-acetyltransferase 50. The transcript is spliced from 3 exons. NCBI's taxonomy places the organism in Eukaryota, Viridiplantae, Streptophyta, Magnoliopsida, Asterales, Asteraceae. The coding region runs from base 58 to 552 and encodes 164 amino acids. Gene Ontology annotation, molecular function: N-acetyltransferase activity. Gene Ontology annotation, biological process: mitotic sister chromatid cohesion. Gene Ontology annotation, cellular component: cytoplasm; NatA complex. The record is from RefSeq and is a predicted model, not a curated record.